Neltuma alba is the source of this 3427-nucleotide messenger RNA. RefSeq names its product pentatricopeptide repeat-containing protein At4g02750-like. Gene Ontology annotation, molecular function: zinc ion binding; protein binding; RNA binding. The transcript has 2 exons. The record is from RefSeq and is a predicted model, not a curated record. NCBI's taxonomy places the organism in Eukaryota, Viridiplantae, Streptophyta, Magnoliopsida, Fabales, Fabaceae. Bases 142 to 2463 code for a protein of 773 amino acids. Gene Ontology annotation, biological process: RNA modification.
UCUUCACGGCGCUUUGAGCAUAUUUUUAGGCAGAGGAAGUCCAAGUAGCUAAUGAAGCGAACGGACGGGUCGAGUUGGUGUAUGUUCCGGCACGCCUAGCAGGUUGUAUGAAUCAAAUAAUACAGUUCGAAGUUAACAGCAAUGCGAUUGCGCGAGACUUAUGGUUUGAGACAAUCACAGGUCCGCUUUCUCUAUAAUAAGAGUCAACCAGCGAGACACAGAAAUCCAAACCCGUCAUCAUCGAAGAAAAGCUCACCUUCAAAAUCUCAUACAUUGAAACAUUCCUCUACAGUUAAGGACCCUGACAUUUUUGAAUGGAACAGGGUCAUUUCUUCUCACAUGCGCAAUGGGCACUGCCAAGUCGCCCUCCAAGUCUUCAACACCAUGCCUCGUCGAAGUUCUGUCUCAUACAAUGCUAUGAUAUCCGGGUACUUAAGGAACGGAAAAUUCGAUCAUGCGAGGGAUCUGUUUGAGAAAAUGCCUGAAAGGGACCUUUUUUCGUGGAAUGUAAUGCUUACCGGCUGUGUCAGGAAUCGGAGGCUUGGUGACGCCCGCAGGUUAUUUGACUUAAUGCCUGAAAGGGACAUUGUUUCAUGGAAUGCUAUGUUGUCUGGGUAUGCCCAAAAUGGAUACGUUGAUGAGGCAAGGAAUAUUUUUGAUAGGAUGCCUAAUAAGAAUUCAAUCUCGUGGAAUGGAUUGCUGGCAGCCUGUAUUCAGAAUGGAAGACUUCGUGAUGCUUGCCAGUUGUUUAAGUCAAAAUCAGACUGGGAUUUGAUUUCUUGGAAUUGUUUGAUGGGUGGGUUUGUAAAGAGGAAGAUGUUACGUGACGCCAGGCAGCUCUUUGACCAAAUGCCUGUUAGAGAUGAAGUUUCCUGGAACACUAUAAUUACAGGUUAUGCUCAAAAUGGACUUUUGUCAGAAGCCAAGAGAUUGUUUGGGGAGUCUCCAAUACGGGAUGUGUUCACAUGGACCGCUAUGGUUUCUGGAUAUGUGCAGAAUGGGAUGUUGGAUGAGGCGAGAAGAAUUUUUGAUGAAAUGCCCCAAAAAAAUGAGAUUUCAUACAAUGCAAUGAUCGCAGGUUAUGUGCAAUGCAGGAAAAUAGAUAUGGCCCGGGAAUUAUUUGAGGCAAUGCCUUGUCGUAAUAUAAGUUCAUGGAAUACCAUGAUCACUGGAUAUGCUCAGAAUGGUAACAUUGAUGAAGCUAGGAAUUUGUUUGAGAGGAUGCCACAACGUGAUUGUGUCUCAUGGGCAGCUAUUAUAGCUGGUUAUGCUCAAACAGGUUACUAUGAAGAUGUUUUGCACAUGUUUUUAGAGAUGAAGCGAGAUGGGGAAACAAUAAAUCGGGCAACCUUUAGUUGUGCUUUGAGCACUUGUGCUGAUCUUGCUGCUUUGGAGUUAGGGAAGCAAGUUCAUUCGCAGGCAGUAAAGGCAGGAUUUGAGACAGGGUGCUUUGUUGGGAAUGCACUUCUUGGAAUGUAUUGUAAAUGUGGCAGCAUAGAAGAGGCUUAUGUUGUAUUUAAAGGAAUAGAAGAUAAAGAUAUUGUCUCCUGGAACACAAUGUUAGCAGGUUAUGCUCGGCAUGGGUUUGGCAGACAGGCCUUAAUGAUAUUUGAGUCGCUGAAGGCAUCGGGAAUUCAACCUGAUGACAUUACUAUGGUCGGUGUUCUAUCUGCUUGUAGCCAUUCUGGCUUGAUAGACAGGGGAAUGGAAUAUUUUCACUCAAUGGAAAGGGAUUAUGGUAUAACAGCUAAUUCAAAACAUUAUACUUGCAUGAUUGAUCUUCUUGGGAGAGCUGGCCGCCUGGAAGAAGCACAUAAUUUGAUGAAAAACAUGCCUUUUGAGCCCGAUGCUGCCACAUGGGGAGCUCUACUGGGUGCAAGUAGGAUUUAUGGCAAUACUGAACUGGGUGAGAAGGCUGCCGAGAUGGUUUUCAAGAUGGAGCCUCAUAACACAGGAAUGUAUGUCCUCCUUUCAAAUUUGUAUGCAGCUUCAGGUAGAUGGGUUGAUGUUGGUAAGAUGAGGCUGAAAAUGAGGGAUGGUGGUAUCAAGAAAGUACCAGGUUAUAGUUGGGUUGAGGUACAAAACAAGAUUCAUACAUUCUCUGUUGGGGAUUGUUUCCAUCCAGAAAAGAAUAGAAUCUAUGCCUUCUUAGAAGAGUUAGAUCUAAAAAUGAAGCGUGAGGGGUAUGUUACUAGAACAAAAUUAGUCCUGCAUGAUGUGGAAGAGGAAGAAAAGGAACAUUUGCUUAAGUAUCACAGUGAGAAAUUAGCUGUGGCAUUUGGAAUUUUGACUAUACCAGCUGGAAGACCAAUACGUGUCAUGAAAAACUUGCGUGUCUGUGAAGACUGUCAUAUUGCCAUGAAAUACAUAUCCAAGAUUGUUGGAAGGCUGAUCAUCUUAAGGGAUUCUCACCGCUUUCAUCACUUCAGUGAGGGAACUUGUUCUUGUGGAGAUUAUUGGUAAACGUGGUCAGAUAUGAGAUCAAUAGUCCUUUUACUCUACCAGCCUUUCUGCACCAGGGCAUUAAAAAGCAUUGGAAGCGAGAAGUGAAUUUCAUUGCGUCCUUGUCAUUGUGCAAUUAAUGUUUUUGCGAAGGAAUAAAAUAAGCUAGAGGAAUAUCGGUGAAUCAGGGUGAUUCCAGUCAUUUCAGAAUGACAAAGGGACUAUUUUAAUUGGACGCUUUCUUUAUAGUGAGUGAUGGGAGUUGGAUUCUGGGAUCUUUAAUAGUUGUAUUCCAGAAUGCAAAUUGGAGAGGCCUAGAGAAGUUGGAGAGAACAGAUAACAUGAAAAGAAUAAAGGAGAGUAUGGUAAAUCAUCGUUCUUUGCAAAAUCAUGUUUAUAGCCUCUCAUUCCUCGAGACAUUGGAGACGUGAAAAGGUAACUUCAUUUGGUCUAAGAACACGAGCCCAGAAUAACCAAAGUCUUAGCAAAGAAUCUGGUUCGCUGCUUCUGCUCGAUGAUACAUCUAAGCUAAUUGGAUAACCAUACAUGUUAUUCUGUUCAGUCAUUCAUGCGCGCCGUGGGUUUGUCAGACUGAAUAAUGAAGAUUACUCCUUCAUUGCGAGACACACUAUCAAACAUUAUAAAGAGCAACAUUAUAAUGAUCAAUAUGGCUCAAAUGCUUUCAACAACAGUUGUUUUGAUUUGAGGUGAGCUGUUAUUUUGAUACUUGCAAUAACCCAAGGACACUCCAAUUCUACUGCAUCUUUGUCUUCCUAGGAUGCUAUUCUGCGAGUUCUUAGAUAUAUUAUGGGUACUUUCAGAAAAAGGAAAGCCUGUGAAAGACUAUCCAAAAUUUCAGAAAUUUAAAUUGUUACGGUCCAUGAUUGGUUUUAUGUAUCUAAGAACUUAACAACUCAACGUAUGGCUAUAUCAAUUCUCAAAUUUAUAAAAGCUGAAUAUGGCCGAAGCUCUUGUGAAGUAUUUA